UGGGAGGUGCACCAUCCUGAUACUUCACUGCUACCUGCUACGUUCCUGCUACCUGCUGCGUCCCUGCUACGUGCUGCUACCUGCUACGUUCCCUGCUACCUGCUGCGUCCCUGCUACGUCCCUCCUGCGUCCCUGCUGCCUGGAUGACACCUGGGACGCACCGUCAGAUACCCACAGAAUUCACCUUUUCAGUCAUCUCGUCUGGGUAUACAAAGGACGUCGAGAUGUCAGGUCUACACACAAUUUACUUUUUGGCUGCGGCUUCAAGGUGUCCGACCUCUUUGGGAGGUGUUUCAAUACAAUUUAUGAAGACAAUGGCAGGAAAAACUUGUUCAAGAUUUACCAACCACACGCCUCUACCUCAAGGGCCACAUGUGGUAGGUGCCACAGACAUCAUGAUUGGACGAACUAAAGAUGGAACACUAAUGCGUCUCUACUAUCCAUCAAAACUCACAGAUCUUAUGAGCCACACUGAGAAGUGGACACCGUGGUUCUUGGGAGAGGAAUACACCCGAGGCUUGGCCUCCUUCAUUGCUCCGUCCAUACCCUCCCUCUUCAGCAUGCUCUUUAACUGGCAGAUGCGAGGUGUGGCCACUCCAGCAGUGUGGGGGGCACCUGUGACUGACAGAAAAUUUCCUGUCAUUGUGUUUUCUCAUGGACUGAGUGCACAUCGUUCUAUAUAUAGUACUGUUUGUACUGAGCUUGCAUCUCAUGGGUUUUUUGUAGCAGCUGUUGAACAUAGGGACAGAUCAGCUUGUGCAAGUUUCACUCUGAAUGAGACAGGAGAAAAGGAAUACAUGCUCUUCAAAACUACACCACUUGAUAUGAAGGAAUAUGAACUUCGCAAUCAACAGAUCAAAAUACGAGUAGAAGAGAGUAUUCGAGCAUUAAACGUUCUGGAAAUGCUUAAUGAAGGAAAAGUGAAAAAUGAAUUGUCUUCGGAUUUUGACCUGCAGCAGCUACAUGGUCAUCUUGACCUGACUUAUCCAAUUAUGACUGGUCAUUCAUUUGGAGGUGUGACUGCCAUCUCCACACUUGCUAAAGACAAGAGAUUCAAAGUGGGCGUGGCUCUUGAUCCCUGGAUGUUCCCUAUAAAGGAUGAAGUUGAUAAUAUUGGCCCCAAUGUCACUCAGCCUUUAAUGUGUAUAUCAACUGAGGCAUUUCAGUCCAUUGCAAAUCUUCAGGCCAUGGGAAAACUUAAUAAAACAACAACUGAAUUUAUUACAAUCAAAGGCACUGUACACCAAAAUCAGUGUGAUACGCCAUUCCUGGUUGGACACAUAGGUCGAGUGUUUGUUGGGGCGUCUUCCCCUCUUGAUCCCCAGACUGCUAUGGAUAUCAACAACAGGCUUAUGUUAAAUUUUAUUGCAAAGCAUAUUGGUGAUCAGGGUACCACUAUCAACACGUAUGUGCCUUAUCUUGAGAUCCAGCAAGAUAAUAUGGUUUAUGGUCUCCACGGUAAAGGGAAAGCCAUGCUUGGCUGGGAUGAGGGUUACACUUCUGUCUAAUUCUACAUUCCUUCUUGCUACUUACACAAACCUGUGCAAGCCUUGAUUGUGGUGGAGGAUUUAGUGUGUAGACGUGCAUCUGCCUUAGCUUCCUUAUGCUUUUUUUCUAAGUAUUGUUUCAGUGUGCCAAUAAAGUAAACUAAUGAAUUUUAUUAAUUUGAGUUAGCAGGGAGGGAGAGCUACUUGCAGGUUGCAUAAUGUACCCUCUGCUCAGGUUGAAUUCCAUUUCGCAGGAGGAAAAGAACUUCAGAGUAAGUGUGAUCUGUUCUUGGAUACUUGGCAGAGCUCCCUUGACUACGGGCUAUACAGAAACAGGAAACCUUAUCUUAAAUCAAAAUUGUAGUUGCCUGAGAUAUGGCAAAGAGAACCUGACUUUGUAAUGAAUGACAGUCCUUGAUAAAGGCUCAUAGCAAGUUUUGAACAUCUUUUGUGUUCAAUUAAGAGCCAUAAAAUCUUAUUCAAAACAUUGCCAUAAUGUCAGUAUUAAAGUGUAAAGUCUGAGUGCAGCCAUGCGAGAGACAGCCGGUCUACCUCAGUUCAUCAUUUUAUUUUCUGGAUUUAUAAUUCAUUAGACUGUAUACAGUAAAUAAUUUUUUUUUUUUUUUCAACAAGUCGGCCGUCUCCCACCGAGGCAGGGUGACCCAAAAAAGAAAGAAAAUUAAAUAAUUAAAUCAGGUAUGGGGUAAAUCCUGCAAAUUUCAUUUACAUUCUUGGGGAUUUUAGUAAGUAUUUUUAUGUAUUUAUUAGAAAAUUAGCAGCAAAUCCUUGAUUAAACGGACCUUGAUUUAAAAGACUUUCUAAAUUUUGGAAAAAAUUCACUAGGUCAAUUAAUUUGGAAGCAAUGGAUGAAGUCCAUUGGUUACAGAAUUGUCCGUUAAGGUUGUGAUCACUGGAAAAUAAUGCCAUUUAUAACACCACAGGCACUAUUACUGGCCACUUGUUCCUCUCAUUAGUACAUUAAGUCAAGGUUUUACUACACUAUUUAUAAUAAUUUAAUUGGCUUACGGAACUUAUAUUGAGUAAAUUUACCUUACACUCCUAUUCAUUCCAGCAGUAAUAGUCAGGAUAUAUCAAAAGCAUUUUCAUUAAUUUCUAUUUAUAAUAUAAAUCAUUGCAUUAAGUUGUAUUCUUGAACACCAGUAAUAAUUUAUCAGGUAAGCUCGCUCUUCGAAACUGAAAUAUAGCUGCUAACAGGUUUCGUGUAUUUGCUGUCAUUGGUAAAAUAAUACUUGUGUAAAAGCCCUUAGUGUUCAUUUACAUUUUUAAUGAAUUGUGAACUGUAUAAAGGUUGGUAUAAACCUUGGUAAUUGAUACCAACAAAUUGGUUUAAAAAGACACGUGAGCAAACGCUAGGACAUAUUUAUUAGAAAACAUUUCAGUCCUGGGACUGAAACAUUUCUAAUAAAUUUGUCCUAGGACCGAAACGUUUUCUAAUAAAUAUGUCCUAGUGUUUGCUGAUAUGUAUAAAGAUCAACACUGCAUCUCAUGUCAGUCCUCUGUCUCCCAUAGUGUCAGUCACCAUUGAGGAAUAUUUAGUGGUAUCAGAUUACCUAAUACGAGUUAUUCUGUAAUCAACCUUCAGGACCUUGCAAGUACCUCAAAGACAUAGAAUUUUAAAUAAUUCAUGUGAUAUUUUUUGUCAUGAGUUCAUGACUAGUAAGAUUCUUGUUGAAAACUACAUAUGCACUUCCAUACAUUUUCUUUUUCUUUAAUAAGUUGGCCAUCUCCCACCAAGGCAGGGUGACCCAAAAAGAAAGAAAAUCCCCACUUCCAUACAUAUGUACAUAAAUAAAUAUGUACAUACAUACAUACAUGUGUGUCUGGAUAUAUAGGAGGUCAAAUCACCAGGAAAAAAUAAGUUGCAAUAAAACUUAUUUUGCUAUUAAAUCUGCCUCAGGCUAAGUUGAGGCCGGGUAUUAAACAAGCUUACACAAUUAAGUAUCAUAGUACUGUAGUGCAUCUUUGGAAUCAACACCAGAUUUAAUCAUCAGUUAAUGGCAGUGGCUCAUUCAACAAAGUCAGAAGUUUGUGUGGGCCUAGUUUUUUACUCCGUGAUUACAUGUUUAUGGCAUUAAAUGCAUGGAACAUUGGUUUAUUCAGGGGUUGGCAUGGUGCUUAUUUUUCCUUUGGAUAUCUUGGUUUAAAGUGUUGUACACUCUUAAUUUAACAGACUAGUAGGGGAGAGUGGGUGGCCAGUAAUGAUGAUUGUGGUGGAUAGAGAUGAGAUUCUUCUAAUGUGAUUGUAACGAUAAUAGACAAUUCUGUAACCAGUGGAGUUUGUCCAUUGUUUCCUUAUCAUAUGACCCUUCAAAUUUUGUUUUCUAUUUUUUAAAGUCCAUCAAAUUGAGGGUGACUCUCUCAGCCUGAGAAUGGGUUAAUCACUUACUAAGAUAAAAACUUGGCCAGUAACCUAACUUAACACUUCCUGGUGGUGUGAACUAAAGCAACAGUGUUGCAUGACCCAGUGACUAUUUUCCUUACCCCAAUGUAACUGAAGGGGGCCAAAUUAUGUAAAUAUAAAGUAUAUUUUUUCUUUUUAUAAUGAAAAUUUAUAUACAGAUAGGCCUCUCAUAACACGGAUUUAGGUAGCACGUUUUUAUUAGGAUUCUAAUCAUAUUUAUAAUACAAAAUUAUUGGAACGUGGCUCCAGCCUUAAAUUUGGAAAAAAAAAAAAAAAUUGCAUUGGUUUCCACUCGGAGCAUUCGUUUCAAGGCUCUUCCUCUGUUUAUUUCCACGACCCACUCAUGUGGUCAGUUUGUGGAUGCAUCUCAUACCAUUCUGUCUCUUGUUUAGUUGCUCAUUAUUUUGGAUAAUUUCAUCAUCCUUUCAUAUCUUUGGAUAUUAGUGUCAGUAGAUGGUCAUAGGUGAUGGGGCUGGUAGGUUGUGGAGGUGCUUGUACAUACAAUAUGAAAUACAGUGGACCCCCGGUUAACGAUAUUUUUUCAUUCCAGAAGUAUGUUCAGGUGCCAGUACUGACUGAAUUUAUUCCCAUAAGGAAUAUUGUGAAGUAGAUUAGUCCAUUUCAGACCCCCAAACAUACACGUACAAACGCACUUACAUAAAUGCACUUACAUAAUUGGUCGCACUGGGAGGUGAUCGUUAAGCGGGGGUCCACUGCAUUACUGCCAUAUGUGAUGGCAAAAGGGGGGUGCUAGUUGGUGAUAAAUGGUGAUAAUGCUAGUGAGUAGUCAUAGAUGAUGGGGCUGGUAGAUUGUGGAUGUGGUAGCAGCUACAAUGCAAAAUAUUACUGCCAUAAGUGGUGGUGAAAAGUGGUGUUAGUUAGUGAUAAAUGAUGUUAAGUGGUGAUAAUGCUAGUAAGCAGCUACAAUACAAAAAUAUUACUGGCUGUAAGUAAUGGUGGUAGGGGGUGAUAGAUGGUGUUAGGUGGUAGUAGUGGUGAUAGGUGAUGAUAGAUAGUGGUGUUAGGUUAACAAACAACCACAUCUAAAUGUAAGGUAUCAAGAACUAUAUCAUUUUGAUGAAAUAAGCACUCGAAAAUAUUUUGAACGGCUUUCUUGGAGGUGUGCAUAGCUUACCCUAUUUUCACACAUAUAUCAUAUUAUAUAGUGUGAAUUUACAUAAAGUGCCAUUUUCAGGAACAUAACUGCCAUGUUAUGUGAGGUCUCACUGUAUAAACAUUUCACUGAGUACCAAUAUAUAUGUUGCUAGUGUAGAUUUUAAAACAAUCAUAUAAAUUUUAUUGUAUUUAAAAGUGUGUGUGUGUGUGUGUGUGUGUGUGUGUGUGUGUGUGUGUGUGUGUGUGUGUGUGUGUGUGUGUGUGUGCUAGCCUACUCUCUCUGUAAGAGAGGGGAUGUGUUAUGUAAAUAAAGAAUAUAUUUUACAUUAUAGUUAUAUGCAUAUUUAGAAUGUAUUAAUGAAUAUUUUAUUGAUGGCUAGGAAUAUGUAGCUCAUGUGUAAAUAGUAAGAGAUACAAUAAAUUACAAGUAUUAAAGCUGUUUAAUUGUAAUAUUUGUUUACUUGUUUUUAAAAUGAAGUAAUAUUUAAAAAAAAUUGCAGUUCUUUACAGUAGAGUUUUUCCCCCAAAAUUACAUGUUGAUUGCACCCUUAAAUGUAUAAAAGAUGCAGUAUAUCCAUUUAAUCUUUUUCUAAGAAAUAAGAUGGAUGUGAGUACUGUAUAUAAAAUGAAAAACAUUCAAAAGCUUUGCAUUAUAAGAAUGAGUUUUGGUGAUGGGAAGUACAAUGUUUGCCUCGGAAGGAUGGGUGGGGAUAUCUGCUGAGUUAUUUGAAAUGUAGUCUCUGUGUACUUCCAGCAAGUCAACUAUUAAAUAAAUGACAGUGAAUGUGUUCUUUUGGUGGAAAAUGCCAGUGUGGUAAAAGUAAUGUCCAACUUAUGUAAUAAUCCUGAUUAAUCAUCUUAAUCAUAAAAGUUUUGUGGUGUAAAAACAUGAAAGAGAUUUUUUUUUAGGAUGCAUACACUAGUAGUUUUAGGUGAUCAGUCCCUCAGCCUUAAAAGUUGUUUAGUCCAACAGUCAUUCCACUGUCUCCAACAUGUGUAGCAUUACUUUUAUUUAUAUUCAUGGAAAGCACUGAACCUUCAUGGGCAUUACACCGCCACACAGCAGAAGUGAAACAGAUGGUAGAGAGAGAAGAAAAUUAGAGGGCAGUUAGCAUGUUGGAGGCAGUUUUCCCAGAUAAUCAGACAUUGUAGGGAAGCCUGAAUUUGAAUAUUCCAGUAAUAACUGAUUAAAGUAGCACCUCAGUGUUGUAAAGAUCAUUAAGUGCUACAUAGCUGAGGUAAAAGAGGUGUGGCAAGUUAAUGAGGACAUCACUAGAAAAUGGGAGGUUGAAAAAGGCACAGUUAAUGUGAAAAAUCUGAGCCACUUAGGCACUGUAGACCACAAGUUCUUCUUUGACAAACACUUUUGUAAAUUAUUAUUACAUUCAAGGAUCCCAACGAAAAUAAGUCACUUUGUCUGACUUUUAUUGCGGUUAUUCUAGGUUCUAUACACAUAUGCUGCUAUGUAUGAUAAUCUAUAUAACUUUAUUUAUGUAUACCUGAAUAAACUUGCUUACUUACUCAUAAUAAAAGGAAUAAUCCCAUGUGGAGCCCUUUUGUACAGUUGUCUGUAUUUUUGUAGACUUCUUGAGUUACCAACUGUUUGAUCCAAGUUCCAAGGGAGCUUUAACAGCAGAGUUGUGAGCAUGACAGAAUAUUUAUUUUACCUGUAUGUUGGGACUAACCCAAUUAAUAUAUUUUCACUACAUCUCAAGCUAUUGGAUCAGAAAUCAACUUUAGCACCACGAUUUCACUGCUUUUGAUAUACGAUAAUUUAAUUUCUAGGUUUUGUGAUCUUCAGUGGAAUUGUCAAAACAUUUAUAUAUGCAGUGUAUUUUAUAUGCAUGUGAAUACUGUAAUAAUUAUACUGAGUGAAGGACAGUUUAUCAGGAUUAGAAAUAAAAAUGUUCAUUGAAGUUCCACUACAUUAGUUUUCUCACAUUAAGUUAAAUUUAUGUAGUUUAUUUACUUCAGCUGUAAGUUCUGCAUCCGUAUGUAUGUUAGGCUGAAAUUAACACCAUUGUGCUCAAGUUUUCUAUUGAAUAUUAAGCAAAGAUAUUAUCUUGGUACUCUAUGCAAUGAGGUUUACCUUGUCAUGCCUCCAAGCAUUGAGGUUUACCUUGUCAUGCCUCCAAGCAUUGAGGUUUACCUUAUCAUGCCUCCAAGCAUUGAGGUUUACCUUGUCAUGCCUCCAAGCAUUGAGGUUUACCUUGUCAUGCCUCCAAGCAUUGAGGUUUACCUUGUCAUGCCUCCAAGCAUUGAGGUUUACCUUGUCAUGCCUCCAAGCCAUGAGGUUUACCUUGUCAUGCCUCCAAGCCAUGAGGUUUACCUUGUCAUGCCUCCAGGGAAUGAGGUUUUCCUUGUCAAAUUAUAAAUAUAAAUGAUCAUCCUAGAUGCAGCUGAACUAUUCAUUGCACUGCAUGGUAGAUGGAUAUAUUUUAUUACUCUGUAACAAUGCUACAAUAUUUUAUUACUUUGUUACAGUGCUACAAUAUUUUAUUACUUUGUUACAAUGCUACAAUAUUUUAUUACUUUUCAUUAUUAAAUGUCCUUACAUUUGCUUGAAUAUUUUCUAGUCAAGAUCAAGUUUACGCUAUUACAGUUGCACCAAUUGAUUAAUAAUAUGGUGUGCUAUGCAAUAAAAUAUACAAUAAAAUA
Molecule: messenger RNA, 7683 nt
Organism: Cherax quadricarinatus
Lineage: Eukaryota; Metazoa; Arthropoda; Malacostraca; Decapoda; Parastacidae
Product: platelet-activating factor acetylhydrolase
Molecular function (GO): 1-alkyl-2-acetylglycerophosphocholine esterase activity
Source: RefSeq, a predicted model, not a curated record